AUGGCUCUGUUGAAUCAGGAAAUGUACGCAAAUUUUCAAUAUCCAAGCCAUUGCGUCUCAUACGAGAUUAACCAUUUGUAUCCCAUAUACGAGUUUAUACCCAUUGCACGAUAUUUUAUGGUCAAUCCGUUACAAAAAUUACAACAAACAUAUAAUAAAUGUUUUGAAUACGCAAUAAAUGAAUUAAAAUUACGCGAUAAUAAUUACAACGAGAGUAAUGGCCGAGACUUUUGCAGUCAGUAUAUCGACGCUAAACGCCGGGCAGAGGCGGAGGGAAAGCCUGGCUUUGAAUGUUUAAACGAUAAUAAUAUUGCGGCCGUAGUUGUGGACAUGUAUUUCGCGGGAUUGGAGACCAUCGAUUGGCAGCAAAUCAUGAGAAAUGAAGUGAACAAUAGACUGGGCGAUAGGGCACCGGUUGUGACCGAUAAACAGCAUAUGCAUAAUGUUAUGGCAUUCAUAUACGAAACCACCCGUUUUAGAACCGCAGCACCAAUUGGGGCACCGCAUUUGACUUCAUCAGAUACCAUAAUUGGUUAUACUCCAUUUAAAAACCAUGCGGCAAAUACAAAGUUCCCGGCCAAACAAUACUCAUCCAACAUUCGUGGAAUAUAUCAACAAAUAAUACACUAUUUUCAAACGGUGACCAAUUUAAGCCUGAACGUUUUCUUGAUAAGCAAGCAUAUAUACCGUUUGGUGCCGGUAGACGUACGUGUAUCGGAGAAUAUAUGGCCAUAA
Messenger RNA from Medioppia subpectinata, 735 nucleotides. The record is from the annotation of a GenBank genome assembly. NCBI's taxonomy places the organism in Eukaryota, Metazoa, Arthropoda, Arachnida, Sarcoptiformes, Oppiidae.